AUGAUUGCCUUACUCAAGGUUCUAAUCGGAAAGUUUGUUGAUGACGAAGAGUACUUGCGGGAUAGAAGUUCCGAUGAGCUUUCUUUUUGGCUGAAAAAGAAUAAGCCGAAAACUAUUCGAAUGAACUGGACAUGUCCCAAAAAGGCUGAAUCAAUUUUCUUAAAAUGUGGAUUACGUAUGGAUAACCUGCCUCUGGUCUACGACUCACAAAAUUUGCCAAUAACUGAAGACAAAUGGAACAAAACAGUUUUCUUCUCGAAGCCACAUGGGAGCUAUCAGUGGCCACCCCACAUCAGUGUAGUCGUCUACGCUUCCAAGCCACAAAUCAAUCGCACUCCUCUCAGUGAUUGUGAAAAGGCCAUAGUUACGGCGUUUGAAGAUGAAACGUUAUUCGAAAAAUGGAUAGCCCUAUUGCUAAUUGAGAAGAAUGACUCGAAAGAAGUUAACGACAAUACAGUUUGGAUGAUAAAAAGAGCAGAGCAGCGUCUAGCGGCCGAGAUAUUCACGGGUGUUGCAAAAGGCACCAAAUAUAUUGGCUUCAAGAAAUUGGAUCAGUUGUGGCAAUGGCUGGCGCCGGCGAUAGACAAUCUCUACGACCACAUGAAUGCGGAUGCCUAUUCAGCAUGGCAAAGUUGUAUCACCGAUGUGCUGAACCGUGACGACACUCGACGAUUUUGGUGGUUAGUUGAACGGUUUCUCAACAGCAUGACACGUCCAGCGCCUACGGCUUGGCAUCAGGGAAUUCGCUCUUACGUGCUUCUUGCAACUGACUGGCGUGAAACGGAAACUCGCCGUAGAAUCUGUGAGAUUGCCUGGAAGAGCCUUCCAAAAGCAGUCAUAGAGACUCAACGGAUUGGAAUCUCAACAUCACUGAAACAUGUUUGUACCGUAUUGGAGGCAAACAUGAACAACGAUCUACAGAAUCUACCAGAGAGAUUUCGACUCGAAAGUGUCGACGUGUGGUUGGGACGUUUCGAGAAAAAGUUGGACAUGCUAGCAAGCCCUCCCAAGACGGCAUCUGAGAAUUUCCUUGAGCCACAAAAGGUCCAAUCGGCACCUUCAAAUGAGAAACAAGACGAUGACAAGGCGCAAUGUUCCACUCCUACAAAGAACGAGUAUUACGAAGAUUGUAUCACGUGCCUAACACCAGGGAUAGUGUCUCUUUUUCCGAUGAUAAUCGAGUAUGCUAACGAAGACGAAACGGAACAAAACGAGUCUUUCAAAGACAUUGACAUCAAGAAUAAUGCAAGUGUAUUGGUACAUGAGUAUAUGUCAAGUUUGCUGGUAACUGAAAAGUUCGCCGAGCCAUUUCUGGACAUCGUUAUAAGGACAUUUCAUCGUACUGGUCUUUGGCGUGUACGAGUCUCGGUGUUGAAGUUUCUACAAGUGAUAGUCUUCUCCAAUAUCUACGUACUCGAGAUGAAUCAACGAACGAAGAAGGUGGUGCGAUUGCUUUUUGAAGCCCUGGUCGACAGUCAGAUGGAGGUGCGACUGGAAGCUUCGCGAUGUAUGAUGACAUUAAUUCAUUGCGAUUAUAUUAAGGUGGACAGCUUUCUUUUGGGCAGAAUUAAUGAGUGCUCGAAAGACAAGGAGCGAUCUUCUCUACAUGGGGCCGUACUUGGAAUGGGUGCAGUAGUGAUGGCACAUCCCUACUCAACGCCACCAUUCAUCGUUCCUCUGCUGCAGUCACUAUGCACCUUCACGAGUCAUAGCGCGGAGUUGCAGAGGGCGGCAACAAUGGCUCUCAGAGAGUUUCGGCGCAGCCAUCGUGAAGAAUGGGAAAAGACGACAAAGAUUAUCGGAUCUGACCUCGUGUAUAAAAUCGAAAACGCAAUCGCACCCAUUUACUAUGCUUAA
Molecule: messenger RNA, 1857 nt
Organism: Haemonchus placei
Lineage: Eukaryota; Metazoa; Nematoda; Chromadorea; Rhabditida; Trichostrongylidae
Source: the annotation of a GenBank genome assembly